Lodderomyces margitis is the source of this 1617-nucleotide messenger RNA. RefSeq lists its product as uncharacterized. NCBI's taxonomy places the organism in Eukaryota, Fungi, Ascomycota, Pichiomycetes, Serinales, Debaryomycetaceae. Gene Ontology annotation, molecular function: tRNA (uracil(54)-C5)-methyltransferase activity, S-adenosyl methionine-dependent. Gene Ontology annotation, biological process: tRNA processing. Bases 1 to 1617 code for a protein of 538 amino acids. The record is from RefSeq and is a predicted model, not a curated record. The transcript has a single exon.
AUGUUUGCAAGAAUACGAGCAGCACAGUCCGUGCUACGUUGGACUGUUCAGAGAUCAUAUGCUAGUAUUCCCACCAAAAAGAAGCAAGAAAAAGUGACAUCACUAUUGAAGUAUUUCAAGAAAACUAAGCGAAGAAAAGACUUGACCGAUCCAACUCAUCCCAGCAACGUGUCAUUUCUCGAGAUUUGUCAGUUUCUCAAAGAUUAUUCCCGUCAGACACAUGCUAAUGUUACAGAUGCUGAUAUCCAUAAUCCGUAUGAAAUUGUAAAGGCGUUUUUACCAUUCCAAAGGCGACAUCAGGUCAUACCGAGUGUGAAAGUAUGGGGCACAACUCACACUGGAGAUGGGUUGGCGAUUAUACCCAAGUCUAUGUACGCAUCCGAGUAUGCCGACUCCGAGAGUUUAUUUGGCAAAUAUACAGUGUUGAUGAUUCCAAAGACCACAGUGGGCGAUAAGGUCAAGGUUUUGCUCAAAAUGCAUCAUGAAUUUUACGCAGAAGGGGAAUUGAUUGAAGUUCUAAACAAGGGGAAACGAGAGAGUAAGAGAAAUAACCGAAUGAUACUAUGCGAGCAUUUUCAGGAAUGCAAUGGGUGCCAACUACAAAUGCUAUCAUACCCUGAACAGUUGUUGUUUAAGCAGAACAUUAUCCAGACAGCCUAUAAGCUAUUCUACCCCAAUUUGAGGACUGACCACGAGUUGGGAGCUGUGAACCCAUCGCCACUUCAGUACUCUUAUAGGACAAAGCUCACGCCCCAUUUUGAAGUGCGCGAUGGGAAAUGCACCAAGUUAGGGUUUCAACAUGUAAAUAAUCGGGGCAAGAUAGAUGUUGAAUAUUGCCCUAUUGCUACUGUCGAGAUCAAUGACAAGCUAGGUCAAGCAAGAAAUAAUUAUUUAAAAGGACCACCAAUGAAGCAAUUGACUUUGAGACAAAGUAUACGGGUUGACAACGAUACUGGAGAAUUUUAUGAGACUGCAUUGGAAGGUCAAUCUAAAGUCAUUACAGAAAAGAUUGAGGAUUUUAUAUACCAAUUUGAUUCAAACUGCUUUUUCCAGAAUAACAACUCAAUAUUGCCAUCACUCUUGGAUUACAUACGUUAUCAUAUGAAACAGUUGCCCGAUUCAGUUGAGAAUGUGGUUGAUACAUACUGUGGGGUAGGGUUUUUCGGUAUUGCCUUGUCCAAUUUCCACGACAAUUUAAAAGUGUUUGGUAUUGAAAUUAGCGAAUCAAGCAUCAAAUAUGCAAACCACAAUAUGAAGUUAAAUGGACUUUAUCCAGAAAGGACCAAGUUCAUCCUAGGAGAUGCGUCAAACAUAUUUGGUAAUGAGGAGUUUAAGAAAAGUGGCAUCGAAGGAAAGGGAAGCGUUGUGAUUGUUGAUCCAUCUAGAAAGGGUUCUGAUGAACUAUUCUUGAAACAACUUUUGCAAUUUGAGCCCGAUAUGAUUGUUUAUGUAAGUUGUAACGUAUUUACACAAGCUAGAGAUUUGGCUAACUUUGAGCAAUUACAGGGUACGAAUUUAAAGUACAAAGUUGAUGAAGUUGUGGGCUUUGAUUUCUUUCCACAGACAAAGCACGUCGAGUCUGUUGCUAUAUUAAAGAAGAUAGAUUUAUGUACAUAG